Messenger RNA from Trematomus bernacchii (emerald rockcod), 185 nucleotides. RefSeq names its product protein Mpv17-like. Lineage: Eukaryota; Metazoa; Chordata; Actinopteri; Perciformes; Nototheniidae. Gene Ontology annotation, cellular component: cytoplasm; membrane. The record is from RefSeq and is a predicted model, not a curated record.
CAAAAUUCGGAGCUCAGGCUCGGGACUUGAACGCAUCACCAGCAGCUCUCAGUGUGGAGCCGGGAUCACAAACGGGCAUGUUCACAUUUAAUUUACUGCAUUAAAAGGGAGAAUGGCGGGACUGUGGAAAUCCUACCAGGUGUUGAUGGCCAAGUACCCCUGGAGUGUGCAGAUAGUGACUGCUG